Molecule: messenger RNA, 1780 nt
Organism: Galeopterus variegatus (Sunda flying lemur)
Lineage: Eukaryota; Metazoa; Chordata; Mammalia; Dermoptera; Cynocephalidae
Gene: P2RX3
Product: purinergic receptor P2X, ligand-gated ion channel, 3
Exons: 12
Coding region: 514-1707 (397 amino acids)
Biological process (GO): monoatomic cation transmembrane transport; response to ATP
Cellular component (GO): plasma membrane; nuclear inner membrane
Molecular function (GO): extracellularly ATP-gated monoatomic cation channel activity; ATP binding; purinergic nucleotide receptor activity
Source: RefSeq, a predicted model, not a curated record
UAGGCAGACACUCGGGAGUGAAGGGGGUAGUGAGCUCAGGCAGGCUAUUAGGGACUGGGAAUGGGGCUUUGCAAGGGGCUUUAGAGAGAGCAUGAAGCAGCUGGUGAGCUGGAACGAGGAUGCAGCAUAAAAGAAUGAAACAGAACCGGUAACAGAGUGCAGAUAAAACAUGAGUCCCAGAGGGCCCUAGCCAGCUGCAUCCCAGGCAAUCAGGAGCCCAGGAUUGGAGACCCCACCCCUGCUGUGACAUCACAGGGGAGUAGGGUGGAGAUGAAUAAAAAGGGGGGUGCUCCCUCCCUGGCCCUGGACUCUUGGCAGCCAGAGUGUCAAGAGUAGAGAGAGCCUGGGCACUGGGCUAGGGUUGCCUGGCUUAAAGGGACAGGCUACCCAUCCGUGCAGCCCCUCUAAGCUGCCCCCUUCAGGCUUUGAACUCUGUCUUCCUAUCCUGAAGACCUCUCUCUCCUGAGGCUGCCAUUAGGCCCCUUCUGAGUGGCAUCUGAGCACUCUCUCAGCAUGAACUGCAUAUCAGACUUCUUCACCUACGAGACCACCAAGUCGGUGGUUGUGAAGAGCUGGACCAUUGGGAUCAUCAACCGAGUAGUUCAGCUUCUGAUCAUCUCCUACUUUGUGGGGUGGGUUUUCUUGCACGAGAAGGCAUACCAGGUGCGGGACACGGCCAUUGAGUCCUCGGUGGUCACCAAGGUCAAGGGCUUUGGACGCUAUGCCAACAAAGUCAUGGACGUGUCUGAUUACGUGACGCCACCUCAGGGCACCUCUGUCUUCGUCAUCAUCACCAAGAUGAUCGUUACUGAAAACCAGAUGCAAGGAUCCUGUCCAGAGAACGAGGAGAAGUACCGCUGUGUAUCCGACAGCGAGUGUGGGCCCGAGCGCCUCCCUGGUGGGGGGAUCCUCACUGGCCGCUGCGUGAACUACAGCUCUGUGCUCCGAACCUGCGAGAUCCAGGGCUGGUGCCCCACCGAGGUGGACACGGUGGAAAUGCCAGUCAUGAUGGAGGCUGAGAACUUCACCAUUUUCAUCAAGAACAGCAUCCGCUUCCCCCUGUUCAACUUUGAGAAGGGAAACCUCCUUCCCAACCUGACGGCCAGGGACAUGAAGACAUGUCGUUUCCAUCCUGAUAAGGCCCCCUUCUGCCCCAUCUUGCGGGUGGGUGACGUGGUCAAGUUUGCGGGACAGGAUUUUGCCAAACUGGCCAGAACGGGCGGAGUUCUGGGCAUUAAGAUCGGCUGGGUGUGCGACUUGGACAAGGCCUGGGACCAGUGCAUCCCGAAAUACUCCUUCACUCGGCUCGAUAGCGUUUCCGAGAAGAGCAGUGUCUCCCCAGGCUACAACUUCAGGUUUGCCAAGUACUACAAAAUGGAGAACGGCAGCGAGUACCGCACGCUCCUGAAGGCUUUCGGCAUCCGCUUCGACGUGCUGGUGUAUGGGAACGCGGGCAAGUUCAACAUCAUCCCCACCAUCAUCAGCUCCGUGGCGGCCUUUACUUCCGUGGGAGUGGGAACUGUUCUCUGCGACAUCAUCCUGCUCAACUUCCUCAAGGGGGCCGACCAGUACAAAGCCAAGAAGUUUGAGGAGGUGAGUGAGACAACACUGAAGGUCGCUGCCUUGGCCAACCCAGCAUACCCCAGGGACCAGACCACGGAGGAGAAGCAGUCCACAGACUCGGGGGCCUACUCCAUCGGCCACUAGGGCCUCUCCCCAGGGCCCUGCACUCACCCCUGGGCUCCAGGCCUCCCAACAGGGACCCCGCCUGGGCAAGGGG